This is a messenger RNA of Pyrus x bretschneideri (Chinese white pear), 2205 nucleotides long. RefSeq names its product thioredoxin M2, chloroplastic-like. The record is from RefSeq and is a predicted model, not a curated record. The coding region runs from base 1536 to 1742 and encodes 68 amino acids. Lineage: Eukaryota; Viridiplantae; Streptophyta; Magnoliopsida; Rosales; Rosaceae. The transcript has a single exon.
GUCAUGUUUUGGGGUUCCAUUUCAAUGCUACGCAGCCUUAAAUGCUACGAGCAUUGAAUGGUCUGGAUUCAUGGGACCAUAAUAAAAGCAAUAACCCAAACCAAUCCAGGCCAUCAAAUGCUCGUAGCAUUUAAUGCUACAUAGCAUGGAAAAUUUUCCAUGUUUUGAUGAAGAUGUGCAUGAACGUUUUAUCACUAAGAUGACCAUGUUAAGAUGAAGAUGGUGUUUGAGAUCAUUUAGGAUCUUAUAGAGAUUAAUCCUAUUCACUAUCCAAGAGAGUCUGUAAUAGGGAUGGUCCUUCAUGCAGGUUGGAUUAGGAACAAGCAAACCAUUAGAUUUUGGGGAACCUUAGUCAUUGAGAGUUUAAAGUAUAUUGUCUGCUUCUUAGAACUGCCAAUAAAUGAAAUUAUCGGUAGAGAAACUGGCCCAAAAAUACAUACUAGUUAGUACAAACCCACACGUAGACAAAUGAUUAUGCUUACAUUUGGCAAUUCAGAUCUUUCCUUGAUGGUUGGUUUAAAGGAAGCAUUACAUGUAAACUUUUGACGUUCAAAUCUGUGUAUUUCAAAUAUACCCUGAAGUUAUGACUUCUUAGUUUCAUCAAUCAACUGGCUUAGUACUUGUGUGAUGCAUGUGUUUAAUGAUAUUUAAAAAAAGCUAGCAUAUAUUAUGGUAAAUUCCUAUUUGAUAAGAUAAAUGUGUACCAUUUACAUGCUGGAUUUUUAAAAAAAAAUAUAAUUUCAGUAAAUUUCUACAUAAAAAAUUUAAUGUGCAAUUGUGCAUACAUUGAUUUAGUAUACAUAUAUUUUGUAUGUGCAUUUGUGUAGCAGAUGCCUAACAUUGCUUUCGCAGUUUUUGGAAGGCAUUGUAUGCAAUCGAUUUCUCAAUUUAUCAACUUUCCAGUGGGUGUUUCGAGAUGAAAAUUUCUUAUAAGUUGUGUUGUCUUUGUCCUACUUAAUCGGAAGCUUCUUUUGUCAAACAUAUUUCCUCAUUUAAAAUCGAUAGCCUCCAAUCAAUUCCCACAAUGCAACCUGACAAAAAUAUUUUCUACCACUGCCAAAUGCAAUAAUUAGCAUGUCAUCUGGCCUUUAUGGUGGUGAAAAGUCAUACUUGUUGGGUUUAAAGGACAUGAAAGAAGAUGCGGUUGGAAUUUAAUCUUCGUGAUUAUUAUAUACGAGUUUGAAGUCAUUUGAUCAAGUAUUCAAAUAUAUGAUGAGUUGUUCUCCAUCAAAAUUUAUCUCAUCAUUUUUUAACAUCUCACAUCUCUUACAUCACAGUACCACUAAAUUCGGAAUUGAAUUUACCCUUUGAAGUUUUCAGCAUCACCUGAUCCAUCGUAGAAAGUCAGAGGUCUCAAAUUAAUUUUUACAGGUCUUUAGACUUCAGAUGAAGUGUAUCAAUGUGAGGUUUGUCACACGUGAUUUGUUUAAAAUUGCAAAUUUUUACACUAACAUGGUGAAUAAAUGAAAGAAAGGGUCUCAAAUUUAUUCAUAUGUGAUUGGAAAUGAUAUUUUGUUCUUAUUUGAUAUAGUGAAAUGUGGAAAAAAACUAAUACAUGUCCUUAUAUUAUUGGCAUGGGACGCCAUGUGGCGGUGAAACCGUGCCAUGCAAGUCCUUCUUCCAAUCAUGGCAUUCGGAGUGCCCCAACUAUCAUGAUUUUCAUCGUCGGUGAGAGAAGGGACACGAUAAUUGGUGCUGCACCUAAAAUCACAUUAACUAGCACCAUAGAGAAAUUUUUGUAGAGCUGGAUACGGAAACCCUUUGCAAGAUUUCUGUUUGUAGUAUUCUUUUCCUGUUGUUUUUCUUGUGAUGGUUACUACUUGAUUAGUUUGUCAAAUUCAGAAGCUUCUUUUAUCUCGUUUUUUGUUGAUUAUAUUAUGUGUGUUGAUCAUCUGUGUUAGUAUGCAUCUCAAACUUCUCCAAUAAUAUAGCCUCGCAGAAAAAUUCUUACCCCACUAAAGUAGUGGAGAUUUUAUAGGGUCAACUUCUGCAACUCUGAAAAUUUUCCACAUAAGACCCUACUGUGACCCGGGUCCUGCCUUUAUAAGCUGCUUUUUUCAUAUUUUCUACAAAUCUAGAACUUUUGAACUUUGACGUUUCUUUUGAAUCUAAAAGCUAAAACUGAACAGAGACCGUUCUUUUGAGUCAUUGUUUAUACGCACGUUGAUGUCUUUGAUCCGAAGACUAAGACUGUUUCUCUUGUAU